Messenger RNA from Rhodotorula toruloides NP11, 1125 nucleotides. RefSeq names its product elongation factor Ts. The transcript has a single exon. Lineage: Eukaryota; Fungi; Basidiomycota; Microbotryomycetes; Sporidiobolales; Sporidiobolaceae. The record is from RefSeq and is a predicted model, not a curated record. The coding region runs from base 1 to 1125 and encodes 374 amino acids. Gene Ontology annotation, biological process: mitochondrial translational elongation. Gene Ontology annotation, molecular function: translation elongation factor activity. Gene Ontology annotation, cellular component: mitochondrial matrix.
AUGUCCCGUCCCUCGACUUCCCUCGUCCGCACACUCCUCGCACGGCCAGUCAGCGGCUUGCGAGCCCGCCAGGCUCCUUUGAGGUCCUUCACAACCACGUACAUCGCGCGCGACGAGCCGGUCAAGGUCCCCGUCGCCCUCAUUUCGAAGGUCCGAUCUGCACGACCCGGCACCCCUCUCACGCUCGCCCGCUCUGCCCUCGCCGCAUCUAACAACGACGUUCCCACGGCACUCGAAUGGAUUGCGAAGCAGACGGCCGAGUCUGGCGCGAAAAAGGCGGAGAAAUUGGCAGGUCGCGAGGCUCAGGAGGGUGUCGUUGCGGUCGCUGUUCUCGCAGACGGGACGGGCGGAGUCGGUGUACGAGCAUCUCUCGUCGAGAUGCGCUGUGAGACGGAUUUCGUCGCGCGAACGGACGAGUUCCGCGAGUUGGCGGAGGGUAUCGCAAGAAGUCUGGCUUUCUUCGCCGAGCCGACGGCGGAGGGUGGCCUCGUCAAGCACGACGUCAAGGCCGACGCGCUGCUCCACACGCCCGUCGUCCCCGCACCCCACAAGGUCGACCCGACAGCGACGGCAGUCGACUCCCCUCCCGAGACGGUCAAGACGAGCCUGGCGCAGAUCGUCUCCCGGCUCGGCGAAAACAUCCACCUCAGCCGCGCCUCCAGCAUCUCCCUCAACCCCUCUGCACCCGGAUCCGCCACCUUCCUCGCCUCUUCCUACCUGCACGCCUCGAAGACCCCCGCCGAUGCCGCAGCGACAGGUGUCCAGUCCGGCGCUCUUGGCGGGCUUUUGAUCGCCCGUCUCGCCGAAGGCGGUGAUGUCGACAAGACCGAGGUCAAGGGUCUCUUGCGUGCACUCGCACGGCAGGUCGUUGCCAUGCCCACCACCUCCGUUCGCGCGGCCGCUGCGUCGGCUCCGGUCGAAUCGGGCGAGCCCAGCACGGCGCUAUACGAGCAAUCCCUCAUCACGCUCGCGCCCAGCCCCAAGUUUGAGUUUGAGGCGGGCAGCAAGGUUGGCGACGUCCUGAAGAAGUGGAGCGAAGUGCGCGGCGUUCAGGGUCAGGGUCUCGAGGUCGUCGAGUUGGCGCGCUGGGAGUUGGGAGCGGCGGAUGAAGGCGAGGCGGCAUAG